This is a messenger RNA of Penicillium malachiteum, 333 nucleotides long. RefSeq lists its product as uncharacterized. The coding region runs from base 1 to 333 and encodes 110 amino acids. Lineage: Eukaryota; Fungi; Ascomycota; Eurotiomycetes; Eurotiales; Aspergillaceae. The record is from RefSeq and is a predicted model, not a curated record. The transcript has a single exon.
AUGAAUGAGAAGCAAGCAGCUUAUGAGUGGGCACUAGAUACCCUAUUUUCUUGGCUUGGGCAGGCCCCCCAGGCCCCCGAGGCCACUCCCAAGGCAGCUACACAGGUAGCUACACAGGCAGCUAUACAGGCAGCUACGCAGGCUGCCACACAGGCUGUUAAAGUAGCUGUUGAAGUGGCUGUUGAAGAGGCUAUUGAACAGGCGGCUACAGAGGCUGCUAUACAAGCUAUUAAACAGGCUAUUGAACAGGCUGAUACACAGGCUAUUGAACAGACUAAGCUUACCCCCCAGCCCAUAGGCCCCCCUACACCCUACACCUGUUUUAGUUACUGA